Opisthorchis viverrini is the source of this 237-nucleotide messenger RNA. RefSeq lists its product as hypothetical. The record is from RefSeq and is a predicted model, not a curated record. NCBI's taxonomy places the organism in Eukaryota, Metazoa, Platyhelminthes, Trematoda, Opisthorchiida, Opisthorchiidae. The coding region runs from base 1 to 237 and encodes 78 amino acids. The transcript has a single exon.
AUGUUAGACGAACAACGUGAACCACAACAAAAGGCUACACGAGAACGUGGAUAUUCCAAAGGAGGAAUAACUGAGGACCACCGUAUUCUGCAAGGUCGGUUGGUGGAAAAAUGUUCAAACAAAUCCUGUUUCCAACGGCUGGUGAAAUUUAUUCACGGCGUUACACUAGCAGGACCACCCGAAAGCACUCUGAUAUCUUUCACUUUCCGGAUCAUCGCCCAAGACUCUUUGGACUAA